This is a messenger RNA of Aspergillus welwitschiae, 936 nucleotides long. RefSeq lists its product as uncharacterized. Lineage: Eukaryota; Fungi; Ascomycota; Eurotiomycetes; Eurotiales; Aspergillaceae. The transcript has a single exon. The record is from RefSeq and is a predicted model, not a curated record. Bases 1 to 936 code for a protein of 311 amino acids.
AUGACCGAGGGCGGCUCUGCCCCCAGUGUCCCUGCUCAGUCUGGCGGUGUUGUUCCCUCUGCUCCCGCUCAGUCCGGUGCUCCUGCUCCUAGCGGUGGUGUCGUUCCCUCGUCUCCUGCUCAGUCUGGUGCCCCCGGUGCUCCCUCCGGUGGUGCUAGCGUCCCUGCUGUCCCCACUGCUAGCGUCCCCGAAGGUGCCAGCGCUGGUGCCUCCACCACCCCCUGCGACACCCUCACCGGCCAGACUGUUGUUCCCGUUGCUACUAUGACCGAGGGUGGCUCUGCCCCUAGUGCUCCUGCCCAGUCUGGUGCUCCUGCUCCCUCCGGUGGCGCUCCUGCCCCCAGCGGCGGUGUCGUUCCCUCCGGUGGUGCUAGCGUCCCUGCUGUUCCCACUGCUAGCGUCCCCGAGGGCGCCAGCGCUGGUGCCUCCACCACUCCCUGCGACACCCUCACCGGCCAGACUGUUGUUCCCGUUGCUACCAUGACCGAGGGCGGUUCCGCUCCCAGUGCCCCUGCUGAGUCUGGCGCCCCUGGUGCCCCCAGCGGUGUCAGCCCCUCCGAGACCCCUGCCGCUCCCGCUCAGUCUGGCUCUGGCAACGCUCCCAGCGGUGGCUCUCCCGCCCCCAGCGGUGGUGUCGUCCCCUCCGGCGCUGCUAGCGUCCCUGCUGUUCCCACUGCCAGCGUCCCUGAGGGCGCCAGCGCUGGUGCUUCCACCACUCCCUGCGACACCAUCACCGGCCAGACUGUCGUCCCUGUCGCUACCGAGACCGUGACUCCUGUCCCCGUUGCCACCUCGGCUACUGAGGGCGGUUCCUCUCCUCAGAUCACCACCGCUCCCGUCGCUGGCUCCGGCUCCGGUUCCGGCUCUGGCUCUGAGACUGAGGUGGUUACUGUCACCGUCACUGCUACUGUGAGCGUUUCGGCUUGCGACUGGUAA